AUACAAGAGUGGACCGAACCUAUGAAGGCGUCAGUAGAUCUUGUGCAUAUGUUUAACCAAAUUCUGCAAGUACUUAUCUUAGGUAUGAAAUGUGCCCAUACUAAACUUUGAAAGGUGCUAUGAAAUAUCAUAUAUUACAACCAAAAAUGGAAAAAAAAACCAUCAAAUCAACCAAAAGAGUCACUUGAAAUUAAGUAGGAAAACUGAAAAAGUUAUUUGAAAUCAACCAGAAACUUUAAAAAAUCUCUCAAAAUAUUUGAAUUUAGUUAAAAAUACAUCGGACAAUUUUACAGGUAUUAGAUUUUACCGCAUGAAUGAGAUAUAAUCGAUAAGUUUGGCUUGAAAAUUGGAUAUUAUUAGAAAGUCGGUGUUAUUUUGGAAAUUGGUAUUAUUAGAAAGUUGAUAUGAAUUGGUGUAAAUAUUUGAGAUUAAAAAGUAAAGCAUCCACCCUUUUCUCCUGAAAAAAUUACCACCCUCCCAAUAAACAUUAACCAUCGGUAAAGGUAAAUCACCUCCGACGACCACCGUCAAUGUCCGCCGAACAGCAAGUAUCAUGGUCGGAUUCUUUCUCCCAAGCCCAAACCGCCAUCCAAUCUCUCGCCACUAUCCUCCCCGCCGUCCCUUCGUCGGUCUCCGCCUCCAAUACCCCCGCCCUUGCUCUCCUCACCGACCCCGAUCUCGCCGCCCAAAUCUCCAACCACCUCCGUCAACCAGACUCCGGUGCCGGCGACAACCAACUCUGUCGUUGGCUCUACGACACCUUCCACACCUCCAAAAUCGACCUCCAACUCGUCGUCCUCCGCUUCCUUCCCAUCAUCGCUGGCGUCUAUCUCUUGCGGAUCCCUCACCGGAAACCGCUCGCCGGCUUCGAAGCCGUCUUGUUAGCCAUUUACGCUCACGAAACGACGUCGCGUAACGGCCAAGCAACCACCGUCAACAUUCCAGAUCUAUCUCACCCCAGCGUCUACCAUGAAAGCAAACAUCCAUACAAAAGCAAUUCAACGGAGCUUAAUCUUGUCGUCGUUUCUCCGGGUUUGGAGCCCCAAGGAACGAUCCGAUCCACCAAACGAGCCCGAAUCAUCGGAGUCGCACUCGAAUUAUAUCAUUCCAAAAUUCUCGAUAUGCCUGUUCAAUCGAAGCUCGAUUUGUGUGAAUUUUGCAUAAUUUGGGCAGGUCAAGAUGGGGAUUUCUACAAGGAUUUCCCAAACAUUGAUCAAAUUGAAGACGAUGAUAAAAAGGGGAAAGAAGGUGAAAUGAGCAAAGAAAAGAAAGAAGGGAGGGUUCUUCUGCCAUGGGAGAUGCUGCAACCAAUUUUGAGAAUUUUAGGGCAUUGUUUAAUGGGUAUCAACAAGAACAACAAGAAGAAUAUCGAGUUAUAUGAAGCUGCUUGUCGUGCAUCCAGAAGUUUGUACGCGAGGGCAUUACACGAUAUCAAUCCGAAAGCGAUUUUGGCCAUAGGAAGUCUCCUUAAACUUAUCAAAUUUAGUUCAAUUUGUGUUGAUCAUACUGAAUUACCUGUUACUAAUGUCAUCAAUCUAUAAUGCAUAGAUAUACAUAUUAUGUCUCUAUAGUUUCCCAUGAUGAUGAUCUUGAUAGCUCUCUUUACUGUAGUAAUAAAAAGGGUGUUCAAGAACCCAAGAAAAUAAUCAAGAUUUGCACCCAAUUUGAUUAUUUUUCUGUUUUGUA
This is a messenger RNA of Cynara cardunculus var. scolymus (artichoke), 1686 nucleotides long. RefSeq lists its product as uncharacterized. Lineage: Eukaryota; Viridiplantae; Streptophyta; Magnoliopsida; Asterales; Asteraceae. The record is from RefSeq and is a predicted model, not a curated record. Gene Ontology annotation, cellular component: plasma membrane. The coding region runs from base 531 to 1541 and encodes 336 amino acids. The transcript has a single exon. Gene Ontology annotation, biological process: protein localization to plasma membrane; phosphatidylinositol phosphate biosynthetic process.